Messenger RNA from Macrosteles quadrilineatus (aster leafhopper), 7362 nucleotides. RefSeq names its product E3 ubiquitin-protein ligase UBR2 (gene Ubr1). Bases 255 to 5747 code for a protein of 1830 amino acids. The transcript has 4 exons. Gene Ontology annotation, cellular component: cytoplasm; ubiquitin ligase complex. The record is from RefSeq and is a predicted model, not a curated record. Gene Ontology annotation, molecular function: zinc ion binding; ubiquitin protein ligase activity. Gene Ontology annotation, biological process: ubiquitin-dependent protein catabolic process via the N-end rule pathway; protein ubiquitination. NCBI's taxonomy places the organism in Eukaryota, Metazoa, Arthropoda, Insecta, Hemiptera, Cicadellidae.
UUGGUUGUACGUUUUGCUCUAUUACGUUAUGUCCGUAUUGGUGUAGCUGAAUGCUUUAUUUCAAGAUUAUUGUUAGUAGUUUUCUAAAUCUCAUUUUAGAAUUCUAAAUUCUUGGUUAUUUAGUACAUCAAAAUGAGUUUUUAAACGCAAGAAAUACCAAGUUUUCACCCAUGUAGUUGGCGUUUGACGUUAGGAGAAAGGCUAACAUACAGGAAGUGUUCAGAUUUCACCAAGGACAGAUCUAAGCCUCCGAGAUGAGUGAGAUCGACUGCACCAUGGAAGUCGAGCCUCAGCUUCCCGUGUUUCCAGACUCCUCCAAGCCUUGCGUACAAGUGUGGAUGGACAAGUUCACCAAAGGCAUCUUGUCUUGUAACCACUUCAAGGACCACUGGAGAGUCUGGGUGCCGCGAAUCUUCAGUCCAGAACCGAGCAACAACUGUCUAGACUGGAAUUUUGACAAUGAGAAAGCCCAACAGAUUCUUAUAGACACCCUCGAAGAGUUUAUCUGCAACGGGGACCCUCAAACCGUGUUAAAAAGCCUCAGCCAGUUGGACAAUCCUCCGUCGAUAUGCGGACGAGUUUUCAAAAUGGGAGAGCCUACUUACUAUUGCAGGGAGUGUGGAAUGGACGCAACCUGUGUCUUGUGUGUGGACUGCUUCAAGAAGUCGGUUCACAAGAACCACAAGUACAAAAUGGGAACUUCCAGCGGAGGAGGAUGCUGCGAUUGUGGAGACGUCGAAGCCUGGAAGAACGAUCCUUACUGUGACAUUCAUGCUCAAGGUCUUCAAAAGAGGCAGUCAUACGGGAGUGUACUGCCGGAAGACAUUGCGGAGAGAGCGCGUAUCACUUUUAGUGCAGUUCUGCGCUACGCUUACCAACUCCUCACACUGGAAUUUUCACCAGGAUUACCUGCGGACUUACUUCUUAAACAAUCUGAAGAAGAUUCUCUAAACUUUUUGCAGUCUCCAGAUACAUUCUGUACGGUGUUGUACAAUGAUGAAACUCACACUUUCGAACAAGUCAUCAACACCUUGGCGAGAGUUAUCAAGUGUUCGCAGAGGGAUGCGAUUGAGUUUGUUACAAACAUAGACAGAGAAGGAAGGGCUGUUGUGAAAUGCUCUACGUUCCAAUGUUGUUCUGACCUAAAGCAAGAGAUUGAGAGGUUCACUUCAAGACAUGGUAACAGACCGCUCAAGGUUCUAGUUGUACAUGCGCAUGUCGUAGCUCAUCAGUUGUAUGCGAUGCGCCUCCUCACGUGGCUACAACAAAUCCUCAGCAACUGCGAAGGUUUCAGAGUCGUAUUUAGUGAAGUCGCAUUGCAGAUCAAAUCACCAGACACCUCGAUAGUAGAAGGAAUUCUUUUGCGGGAUUCCAAUCUGUGGAAGUCAGCCCGUCUCCAUUGGCACAGACUUUUUAUCUCAGGAAUGCUCAUGGAAUACGAGAGUAAAAAGGCAUUUGCAAAAGUUUUUACAAAAAACUACGGUGCAGUGAUGAAAGAUUUUAUUCGGGACGACCACGAUCACUCGUUUUCUGUAGCCUCGUUAGCAGUUCAAAUUUUCACUGUUCCGACGCUUGCUCAUUAUCUAAUAGCUCACGAAGAUGUCUUGUUGACUUUGUUUAACACCUUUAUUUCAGAGUGUUCCCGGAAAACCAACAAGUCUGGGAAGUUGGAGUUUGAGAGAAACGUCUCUAACAGUGCUUUCAAGAGAGCUCAAUACGUACUUUAUGACUUGAGGUACUUAUUAGGGGUGAUCCCAGAUGUGUGGACAGAUGAACUGAGGAAAGGAAUUCUCCAAGGUGUAACACUUCUACUGAACCUGCUGAACAUCAUGCAAGGAAUGGAUGCAGUUACUAGACAGGUCGGACAGCACAUGGAGUAUGAGCCAGAGUGGGAGUCAGCUUUCAAUUUGCACAUCAAGCUCGCCCCUGUGAUAACCUUGAUUCUAAAGUGGUGUGGAUCGGACAGGGUUGUUCUGAUCAAAGCGUAUCGUGCGACUCUCAAGAAGCUUUACGAAAAUCCCAGUUUCAAUCCUUCCAGUGUUGGAGAGGUGCGUGAACUAGCUGAUCACAGUGCUUCCUGCCUCCAAUAUGAUGUUUCGUCUCAGCCCGUCUCGAUACACCUACCACUCUCGAGGUUCCUCGCUGGACUUCACCUUCAUCUUGAAAAAUUCGGGUUGCAUUUUGAUUCUCCCGAAUUCCAAAUUCCAACCAAGCAAACGCCAGAGCAGAUCAUUGAGCCUGUUUUGAGGACACAAGUCAUGAUAUCUCAAGUCCACGCUGGAAUGUGGCGCAGGAACGGUUACUCGUUGUUAAAUCAACUCUACUUCUAUCACAAUGUCAAAUGUCGAGGAGAGAUGCUAGACAAAGAUGUUGUUCUUCUCCAGAUCGGUGCAUCACUAAUAGAAAGUAACGAGUUCUUGAUUCAUCUGUUGAAUAAGUACAACCUUAUCAAUUGGGCUAAUCCGUUGUUUGAAACAAAUACGUUGAAAAACCCUGAAGAGGAUAGUAUACGUCAAACGAUAAGUCUGGUUGAGGAAUUCCUCGGGCUACUUAUCACCUUAGUAGGGGAAAGGUACAAUCCAGGCGUAGGACAAGUGACUCAUGAUGACUGCAUCAAGAAAGAAAUAGUACAACAGCUUUGCAUCAAACCAAUGUCUCAUUCGGAACUGAAUAAAACUCUGCCGGAUGAUGUCAACCAUGAGACAGGUAUGGAAAAAGUCAUCAAUGAUGUUGCUGUAUUCAAGAAACCUACCCAAGCGUCCGGAAAAGGUGUGUACGAACUGAAACCUGAGUACUAUGACCAGUACAAUGUUUUCUUUUAUCACUACACCCGAGAAGAACUGUCCAAAUCUGAGGAAGAACAGCGUAAGAGAAGGAAAACAGCUGGUGAUUUAGAAUGUUGCCCUCCACCGCCUCUUCCUCCGCUGGCAGAGUCGUUUAGUGUUUUGGCCAACUUGUUGCAGUGCGAUGUUAUGCUUCACAUUAUGCGUAUUGUGCUGGACAGAAGCAUCAACUUGAGAGCAAGAAGUUUUUCUGAAGCUCAGUUGAACAAAGUGUUACAUCUUAUUGGGUACGCUCUUCACGAAGUUGAGAGACAAAACUGCCAAUUUCUCAUGUUCACUGAAAGGGCUGAAAAGUGGGAUCUGGAAUCUUUAAUGCAAAUGCUAUCUAAAAGCCCUAGGAUUGAAGUCCACAAGGACUUGUUGACUUGGACUGUAACAAAAUUCAGAAAUGUGUCUGCAGCCCGUCGGUUAGGCCCCCAAGCCCCUCAGGUCGAGGCACUUCCCCAACCUUCAGGGAGUCAAGAGGAUGAAGCAGCCAAGGAAGAAAAGAGCCUGAGAGCAGCAAAAGCUGCCGAGAAAAGGGCAAAAAUUAUGGCCCAAAUGACAGCGAUGCAAAAAAGUUUCAUGAAGGAAAAUGCUAAACUCUUUCAGUCCACUGUCAAAUAUCCUGACACGGAAGAAAUCACUGGUUCAACUAUGGAUUUAACGGAAAGCGUUGACGAAAUCCCAAUCUGCCUUGGUCCUAACCAAACGUCAAGGUUUUGUCAGAAAAAGACAUACACUUGCAUACUUUGUCAGGAAGAUCAAGCCGUAACAGCAGAAGGCCCAGCACUGGUGUACGCAGCGUUUGUCCAAAAGUCCACUGUCCUCUCCCGCUCUAGAAAUGAUGAAGAAUACGAAGAACAGGACCCUCUCUUUUUACCAUAUAGACUCGGCCCCGCACCUCACACUAGCACUUGUGGUCACGUCAUGCACAGUACAUGCUGGCAAAGGUAUUUUGACAAUGUCCUUGCGAAAGAAAACCGACGUCCCUACAGACUCAGACAACCUGCGAGUUUCGAUGUAGAGAAAAAUGAGUUUCUUUGCCCCCUUUGUGAGUGUCUUAACAACACAGUUUUACCACUGAUUCCUGCUCUAGGCAGUUUCCAACAAGGUAGCCAAAAUAUCGAUAAUCUUAAUCUUGACGAGUGGUUAAGUAGUAUCAUGAUUGCGUUGCAGCACAAAAAGAGAAUACAGAAGAACAAAGCUUUGGCUCAACAGGCCAACACUAAAACAGAAAAUCCAGUCAGUACAAAGACCCAUGUGAAAGUGGAUAUGCCAUCGAGUUCUGACGAUACUCCUUCAAAUUCUCUUGUAGCAGUGGCAACACCUUCACCAUCAGUAGAUCCGGCUUCAGCAGAAGACGAAACAAGCAUAUCUAUAGACUUAUCAACCUCUGAUGAAGAGUUGGAAUAUGAAAAUGAGCCAAUUCCUACAACGAGGGAGAUAAGCAUCGCCGAAAGUGAUGUUGUAAUGCAGUUGCUGUUGUAUUCGAGAGCAGACCAGAACUGCGAACCGUCAGGUGAAUCCAACACCGCUCAAGUGAAGCCUCACACUCAGCUCGCUCCCGAUAUUUUAGAUAUGAUUUUGCUGUUCUCCCAAGCCACAUUCACUAAAGGUUUAGGAGCUCAUCCAAAUCAGGACGACCAAAGAGUACCACUAAUGGCUUGGAAAUCUUGUGCCUACACAAUUCACUCACUAGAAUGGUUAACUAGAGACAUAGGAAAACCCGUCUUAGGCGAUUUAUCCUGUAGGCAACAAGACUGUUUGGAAGGUUUGGUAAGAAUCGCUGGUGUUUUAGGUUCUACUUGGAAGCAAGAACAGGUUAUUAACGGUCACGCUUUCCGACUGCUAUCGUUAGUGCUAGAAAAUCCACCUGAUGGACCAUCACUCCUCGAUUGGGACAGUUUUGGCGUCUUAGUGCCUCUAACCAUUUCCAUUCCUAGCCUGUUCUACACCGAACAGCCGAUUCCGAUUCCAAUGGGAACCACACUAGAGCUUCACACAUUACAUCUGAUGUUCAUCUCUAAUAUGGCUCAGAUAAUUCUCACUUGCGAUCUCCAACGAGCCGGAAUACCCAUGGAUGAAGAUGUUGAAGAUUCCGAAACAGAAUGUCUUCGCGAAGUCAUCACUACUUUGAGGGGUAACAUCGACGUGAGCACCUCAACCGUUUGGUCGAUAGUUCAAGAAAACUCUAUUCCGUUUCUCCGGUGUUGCGUUCUGUUCUACCACUAUCUUACUGGAGUCCCAGCAUCUCCUGCAUUAACGGAAGUCGGAGGCGAUACUUUUGUAAAUAUGUGUAAUUACCUCGGUCUUUCUCCGACGUGCAAGGAACUGCUGUCUCCUACCAACGUGAUGACUUUGAUCAAGAAGUGGGCGAGUCAUGACAGAGUGAAGGUGUACUUGAGCCAGUCGCCUCUGUCUUACAGAGACCCUCUCGUGGUCAACAGAUUGGUCAGUCUGCCCGACGACUACAGCGAGCUUAUCAACACCGUCAGCCUCUUCACCUGUCCGAACAGCGACCGAGAGGACUCCCGCAACCCUACGAUGUGUCUAGUGUGCGGAGAAAUGCUGUGUUCUCAGAGCUACUGCUGUCAAACGGAGCUCAACAAAAUACUGCAGGUUGGCGCGUGCACAUUCCACGCACACCAGUGUGGAGCAGGCGCGUGCAUGUUCCUACGCGUGCGGGAGUGUGAGAUUCUUCUUCUCGCCAGUCCCAACAGAGGGUGCUUCAUGACCCCUCCUUAUCUUGACGACUACGGAGAGACUGAUCAAGGGCUGAGGCGAGGCAACCCCCUCCGCUUGUGUCGUGAGCGUUACCGUAAACUCCAGCUACUGUGGCUCAGUCACGGCAUUCAUGAAGAGAUCGCUCGAGCCAUCGAGUCGAGUAAUAGUCUGGUGGCUACGCAGUGGCAGCAUCUUUAAACGCUUUCUGGUCUCGUUAAUUUAUCGGUCAAACCUGUUCCCAUUGUUGUUAACUGGGUCGUAAAUCAAUAGUUUAUUUUUUUAUUUGUUGAUAAAAUUUAUAUUUUCGGUUUCCAGAUCUGUAAUUGUAGUGUUUUUCAUGUUGGGCUGUCUGUUGCAAAGAUUUAAACCGUUAAUUUUCACCGGGUUAGAUUUUAAGCGUGUUGUGCUGAAAUUUUAUGUUAUGAGUGGAAUCAAACCAGUCGACGUGUUUAACGACUUUGUUUCCUGUGAAUAUUGUUUUUAAAACUCCUCUUGUUAAAUGAAUUCAUAGUUUUAUAACUAACGAGCUAUUGAUUUCUUAUUUAACCUUUAUUAUCCUUAAAACAAGAGUAAUAUUCUUACGUAGGUUAAAGUAGUGUUCUUAAAAAGCUCUCGGUCCAAUACAGUUUACAACCAUUCGUUUCAGCUUUAACAAUAACAAUUGAAAUGUUAUUGAAUAGUUUUAGCCCUUAAAGGAUUGAAAAUUGUUGUUAAAUAUAUGUUUCAUAAGUUUAAACACCCCGUUAAAUAACUGAUCUGCCUUCUAGUUAGUAGGUUUUAGUUCCUUUUCUGAAAACUUAAAACAAUUUGUUUUUCAAAGCUUUUUCAAGACUCAUUAUUUUUAAACAUGGUAAAUAUUAGGGCUCUUAAAAAUUAAGUACAAACACUGCAUGAUAUGGAUUGUAAUUAUUCCAUUUAUUUAAAGACCGCAUCCAAUUUGUUUUUUCCAGACUUACUUUUUCUAAUGAUUGUAUAUAAUGUUUGAUAUUUGUUAUUUUAAUUAGGAAAUCAUAACAAGAACCGUUCAGUUUCAACUUUUACAUCACAAUGUUAGGUUUUUUAUGCUUUUCUGAUGAUGCAAAACAAUCUAUUUUAUAUUAUAAAGCUUGAAAGUUGUAUGAAACGUUUUAGCCUUAACAGCUAUUAGAUCGCUUUAAAACACAUCUAGCCACAAUAAUAAAUAGUUUGAAAUGUUAAUCCAAUUAUUGAAAUCAUGUUACGGAUUUAAAUAUGUAAAGUGCAUAUUUUAGGCAAAUCAUUUAUUAUAUUUUCAACUAUAACUAACAACUUGUUUAUAACUAUGUCCUUUGCAUUUGACAAAAAGACAUUAAUUCAGUAUUUUUUACAACAGUUUGUUACACACCCAUCUUGAGUUGUACGAUUGAAAAAUUAGGAUUAGUUUAGUUCCUAUUUGGUAUUAUUUUAACACUGAGUUAUAUUUCUGAAACUGUUCAAAUUUAUCUUGCUGAUAUUUUUUUCUCCCACCACCAAUUCAACCAGCUGAUUUAACUUGAAGGAUAGUUACAGAUAAGUUUUAUUUAUUAACAUAAGUUUUAUUUAUACUGUAUUAACUUUGCAUCAAGUUCAGCUGUUUCCCAUGUCAUGUUCAAUUUAACCUGCACAAGAGAAACAUUUUUCAGUAACUUACAACUUCAUACUCUCUGAAAACAUUGUUUUAAAAAACUAAUAUGUUAGUGUUUUAUAUAUAUAUAUUUUUGAUGAAGUGUGAUAUUUUAGUUUUACUAUAUAAUUUAGGUCUUGUUUAUGUUGUUGUUUGUAAUUUAGAACCGGAAAUAAAAAUUAUUUGCACAUA